Messenger RNA from Esox lucius (northern pike), 3792 nucleotides. RefSeq names its product growth hormone receptor b (gene ghrb). Gene Ontology annotation, cellular component: external side of plasma membrane. Gene Ontology annotation, biological process: cytokine-mediated signaling pathway. The transcript is spliced from 10 exons. The record is from RefSeq and is a predicted model, not a curated record. Gene Ontology annotation, molecular function: cytokine receptor activity; protein binding. The coding region runs from base 1323 to 3122 and encodes 599 amino acids. Lineage: Eukaryota; Metazoa; Chordata; Actinopteri; Esociformes; Esocidae.
AUUUAGCCUAUUGUUUUUGUGUCUUUAGGAUCCCAAUUUUUUUUCUCUUCCACUUCCCUAUCUUCUCUGCCUUUUCCACAUGGGUGAUGCUUCCUUUGUUUUCCCCAAGUCUGUCAGUAACAAACACGGGUUAACACAUUUAACAUAUUCCAUUCUUCAACAAAAUAUUUUUAAAGACUGAGGGGUUUUGUUUGGCAUAGAAUAUUAGGCAAGAAGAAAAGAGAAGGGAAUAAUGAGGAAUAUUAAUUUUAGAAGAGUGCCUUCGCUUUCCAUGAAAAGGGGAAAAUAACUGGAAUGCAGCCAGGAUGUAGGAGGGAUUGAUUUCACAAGUGCUGGACACAACCCAGCCCAGAGUUGUUGACUGCAGAAUAAAUUUCAUGUUCAGAAGUGGAUGUUGUCUCUGUCUAAUUUCGUAACACGGCUGGACAGUUAGACUUAAUUCUCCAGAAAAGCAGUACUACUCUACAAAGUGGACCGUACUCUUGCAAUUCACUAACUCACUGAGUCGCUCAGUGUCUGGAACUUUACUCUCUUAUGCAAUUCAAUACUGUGACAUCAAAGAUAGGCAGAAGACAGAGGAAAAACCAUUUUUUUCAAAGCUCUCUUGAAUUGCGUCCAGUUAAUGAGUAUACUGUGGCUUUUGAAGUAUUCAGACCCCAUCACUUUCUCCAAAUGUUGAUGUUAUAGAUGUUUACGUUACCACACAUGACCCAUAACUUAUCUUAAAUCUUUCUCAGUUUAUUAAAAAUAAAAAUUGAAAUAUCAUGGAGAUUAGAAUUCAGCACUUUUGUAAUCACACUCCCUAAAUUUAGAGAGUUAUCAUCAUUGAGAUGUCUUCCUUUGAUCAUCAUUGAGAUGUCUUCCUUUGGUCAUCUUUGAGAUGCCUUCCUUUGGUCAUCAUUGAGAUGUCUUCCUUUGGUCAUCAUUGAGAUGUUUGUAGGACUUGAGUCCACCUGUGGCAAAUUAUAUUUAUUGGGUGCCUCAAAGUAUCCACCCCCCUUGAACUAUUUGACAUGUGAUUGUGUGACAAUAUUAAAUCAAAAUGGAUUUCAUAUUAGUUUAUUUUGUUUUGCAGGGGAACAAAAUGCUGGCGUUAUCUCAUUGACAAUUUGGAAAGGAUAAUAUAACACUGGCUGGAAUUAAAAUGUUUUUACAUACAUAUAUAGAUAUGAUAUGUGUUUAUUCACUUUGUGAUUUAUGCAGAAUUGUGUGUAGAGUAAUGAAAAACAUAUCAAUUACAGCUUAACCCUAUAACCCAACUAAAUGUGGAGAAAGCAAAGGGAUCUAAUUACUUUUUGAGGCCACUCAGUUUCUGCUAAGGGAUGAAUACCAUGGCAACAAGCUACAUUCUCUUCAUAUUCCUCAUCCUUGCAGUUUCAGCGCAGGAGCAGCCCACAUCUGCGGAAGCCCUCCUCCAGAUCUAUCCCCAUAUCACUGGCUGUGUCUCCCAUGACAUGAACACAUUCCGCUGUAGAUGGAAUAUUGGAACAUUUAAAAACCUCACAGAACCCAGAGACCUGCGGAUGUUCUACUACAUCAAUGAUAAAAACAUAUCACCCAAGGAGUGGAGUGAAUGUCCUCACUAUACACCUGACAGGACAGAUGAGUGCUUCUUCAAAGAAAGCUACACAAAGGUCUGGAUGACCUACAGUGUCCAGCUUCGUUCUGGAACUCAGGACAUUGUCUAUGACGAGAUCAUCUUUAUAGUGUAUGAUAUUGUGAAACCAGACCCUCCAAUAGCAUUGAACUGGACCCUGCUGAAUGUGGGUCUAACUGGGAGCCACUUUGACGUCAUGGUAAGCUGGGAACCGCCACACUCUGCAGAUGUGCCGAUGGGCUGGAUGACACUGCAAUACGAGUUGCAGUACCGUGAAGUCAACUCAACACAAUGGAUGAAGGUCGACCUUGAGAAGGGAAUGCAGCGAUCUCUUUACGGGUUGCGCACCAACACCAACCAUGAGGUCAGGGUGAGAUGCAAGAUGCUGGCAUCAAAGUACUUUGGGGAAUUCAGCGACUCUAUAUUCAUACACGUCCCUACUAAAGAGUCCAGAUUUCCAAUUACUGUCCUGCUUGUGUUCGCUGCCUUGAGUUCGGCGGUCAUCCUUAUGCUGCUCAUCUAUUCCCAGCAACAGAAGUUGAUGGUGAUUCUCCUGCCUCCAAUUCCUGGUCCCAAAAUCAUAGGCAUCGACCCAGAGCUCCUGAAGAAAGGUAAGUUGGCUGAGCUGACCUCCAUCCUGGGUGGCCACCCUGACCUGAGGCCGGAGCUGUACAGUGAUGACCCCUGGGUUGAGUUCAUCGACCUGGACAUGGAGGAGUCCAACGACCGACUAACUGAGCUGGACACCCAGUGCUUGAUGGAACGCUCGCCCUCCUCUGACGGUCCUCCUCUCACUAUUGGUUUUAGGGAUGAUGAUUCAGGCCGGGCCAGCUGCUGUGACCCUGAUCUGCCUGACCCAGAAGCCUCCCCCUUCCACCCACUCUUCUCUAACACCAGCUAUGCCCUGGAGCCCUCUGGCCUGGGCAGCACUAAGGCCAACUCCCCAGUUCAGACACCCACCACUGGGGAGGGUCCCUGGACUGCACCUGGCCGGGAGGACCUUUACACCCAGGUGAGCGAGGUGAGACCCACUGGUGAAGUAGUGCUGAAACCUGAUGAGCAGAGUAAGAUGGAGAAGGAAGCAGACGAUAAGGCUGAAAUGGAAAAGGAGAACAAGAAGCAGAGCAAGGAGUUUGACUUUCAGCUUCAGAUGGUGAAUGCUGAUGGGGGAGGUUACACUUCAGAGUUAGACGCUGGGAAGAUGACUACCAGACAAGCCAAUGAGAGGGCCGGUCAGCCAGCUUCAACUGAGGACGAUAGUUUUGUUCAGGAGCAGCCCUCUGAGGCAUGCCAGAGCAUGUACUUUGAGGCUGACAGGCCCCCCAUUCCACCUUCAUCUUCCAUUUCCACUCUGCCCCCUGUUUCUGUCUACACAUUGGUGGAAGGAGUAGACAGGCAGAACAGCCUCCGUCUGAAGCCUAGCCCUCAACCUGUACACAAGCCAGUCGUAAGCAAGCUGUUCUUGCCCACAACUGCACCAGAGGGGUACCUGACCCCUGACCAAAUGGCUAAAAGUACAACAUAGCUAUGAGGUGUACAAAAUGUGCCAUUAGUAAUUUGACACAGAUCUGAAGGGACAUAGGAAUUCCUGAAUGCCUGAGUAGGAUGCACUGCCUACCCCACCUCUUUCCAUUCCUGUUAACAACAUGACAGCUAUAUACAUUUGGGAUUCAGAAAUAUGGAUGGGGGAGUAUAAGAAAGGGUUCUGUUAUCCAAGGUCUGAAUGGAUGUCCCACACCUGUCUACUAACGCCUUGAGAACAAGUGGCAAAAAGGUAAAUAGCUAAAGUCAAAAUGGAUAACGAUCUCUCAGGAGCUGUACAUAUGAAUAUGCAAACAUAAUACUAUGAAUGUAAAAUAAAAACAUGUUUUGAAGUGACUUUAAAACACAAGCUAUGUUAAAAUCCAGUAAACAGAGAAAUAGUAAUGUAAAGUGUUAAUGUUGUUUACAAUAAUUCCAACAAAUGGUUUAUAUAAAUGUGAAAAUUAUUUCACAUUUUUUUUAUAUUGUCAAAAAGGAAGCAUUUGAUGACCAAGUGGGAAUCCACCAUCCAUGUUGUUCUGAUUUGUUGUCUUCAACAGCAUAGCUCAUUGUUCUCACUGGAUGUUUGCUUUUGUGUUUAUUAAAAAAAAAAACGUACCGUUUACCAUUUCGUAGGUUACCACUUGAAUAAACGGGAUUAUUUCAUCAGAUUA